Molecule: messenger RNA, 813 nt
Organism: Zychaea mexicana
Lineage: Eukaryota; Fungi; Mucoromycota; Mucoromycetes; Mucorales; Lichtheimiaceae
Exons: 3
Coding region: 1-813 (270 amino acids)
Source: RefSeq, a predicted model, not a curated record
AUGACGCUUGACCAGCUCACCAAAGUUCACCGGGACGGGAUCGUUGAUGAUGAAAUCGUGUUUCGAGCACUAUGGCAACAGAAACAGUUUGAACAACUUCUACUUCCUGCGAUGCGUGGCUAUAGCUACGACGACGAUAUCGAUGAAGAAGAUAGUGAUGAACGACACGCAGCAUUGAAUGAUUUCUUUGAUGUCAGCGAUUCGGACGAUUAUCGACGACAGAUACUGCUAGGAACGGCCAAGUAUCGAUUCUGCAUGACUAUAACGUUGUCACCACCAUGUACUGAAAAUGGCUGGAUCCGGGACGAAAACGUAUCAUCAUCGAGGGCGGAUGAUGAUGAUGAUGAUAGCCCGGGUAAUCCGGAUGUCAUUUGGCGAAAGACGUUUUAUUCGCAACCUGAAGUGAUCUGGGGCACAACGUACCGCAUUCAAAUUGAGGCCCAAGUGAUUCCCCACCAUCUAUUGGUUAUCCAAGACGACGACGACGAUAGUGAUACUAAUGGAAGCAACAUUAGCAGAGUUGUUAAUGAUGACACACCUUCCCAAUUUACUUCAACCACUAUCCCCAAGCAACCACGCAUUCGAUACACCAUCCAUUGCCUCAAUCGACGGGAAGGUUUAAUUGAAAAUCAUCGGGUAGAUCCUGAAGACCGAAUGUUGGUGGCAGUAACAGACAUGAGUGAAGGGGAAGAUAAUUCCCAAACGGGAUACGUCGGCCAAGUUCAGUUGGAUGGAUAUGACCUCCGAGAACACAUCAAGGUCGAUACCGUUGUCUGCUUGGAUGUGUUUGGAUUCAACAAAUAUGUACAAUAA